GACGCAUGGGAAAGAUCAUUUGAUAAAGGAUUCCAUGAAACAGAUCAGCCUGAAGUACAGCCAGUGCUGAAAACAGCCAAGGCGCAAUCAGCCUACACCCAGGGCCAUUUCCUCUGCUCCUCCUGCAGCAAGAUCUUCCCGUUACACCGCAUGCUGACCCGCCACCUGAAGUGUCACAGUGCCGUGAAGAGGCACAUCUGCAACUUCUGUGGAAAAGGCUUCAACGACACGUUUGACCUGAAGAGGCACAUGCGAACACAUACAGGUAUCCGGCCCUACAAGUGCGACCUGUGUGAGAAAGCAUUCACGCAGCGAUGUUCCUUGGAGUCCCACCUGAAAAAGAUUCACAGCAUACACCAGAACUAUGCCUAUCGGGAACGGCGCUCCAAGAUUUUCGUCUGUGAGGACUGCGGUUUUACGUCUAAUCAAGGGGACACGUAUUUCCUCCACAUCAGGGACCAUCAUCCAACCAGCCCGUUACUGCGCAAGUACCUGCGCAAGCAAGGCACGUCAUUCCAGGAUAGAUUAGACAUGCUUCUCUUCCCACGUUUUGUCUAG
Molecule: messenger RNA, 558 nt
Organism: Hemiscyllium ocellatum (epaulette shark)
Lineage: Eukaryota; Metazoa; Chordata; Chondrichthyes; Orectolobiformes; Hemiscylliidae
Product: putative transcription factor Ovo-like 1
Exons: 3
Coding region: 151-558 (135 amino acids)
Biological process (GO): regulation of transcription by RNA polymerase II; epidermal cell differentiation
Cellular component (GO): nucleus
Molecular function (GO): RNA polymerase II cis-regulatory region sequence-specific DNA binding; DNA-binding transcription factor activity, RNA polymerase II-specific
Source: RefSeq, a predicted model, not a curated record